Hemibagrus wyckioides is the source of this 1306-nucleotide messenger RNA. RefSeq names its product ubiquitin-conjugating enzyme E2G 1b (UBC7 homolog, yeast) (gene ube2g1b). The coding region runs from base 112 to 621 and encodes 169 amino acids. NCBI's taxonomy places the organism in Eukaryota, Metazoa, Chordata, Actinopteri, Siluriformes, Bagridae. The transcript has 6 exons. Gene Ontology annotation, biological process: proteasome-mediated ubiquitin-dependent protein catabolic process; protein polyubiquitination. Gene Ontology annotation, molecular function: ubiquitin conjugating enzyme activity. The record is from RefSeq and is a predicted model, not a curated record.
CUGACAACAGUUAGAAGGCGAAACAGCAGGCACGGUGUGGAAGUUCGCUGUUAUUUUCUUUUUAAAACAUUCACUUUAAGCCUUUUUUCGUAAUCUAAUUGGUUAAUUAAAAUGACCGAGCAGUCGUCACUUCUUCUUAGAAAACAGUUAGCAGAACUCAAUAAGAACCCUGUUGAAGGAUUUUCGGCUGGUCUGAUCGACGACGAUGAUAUCUAUCAGUGGGAGGUUGUGAUCAUCGGUCCGGCUGAUACGUUGUUCGAGGGUGGAUUUUUUAAAGCAAACCUCACCUUUCCUCAUGACUACCCACUUCGUCCUCCGAAGUUGAAAUUUAUUACAGAAAUCUGGCACCCUAAUGUGGCGAAGAAUGGAGACGUCUGCAUCUCAAUCCUCCACGAGCCAGGAGAGGACAGGUUUGGCUACGAGAAGCCUGAAGAGCGCUGGCUGCCGAUCCACACUGUCGAGACCAUCAUGAUCAGCGUCAUCUCCAUGCUGGCUGACCCGAACAGCGACUCGCCGGCUAACGUGGACGCCGCUAAAGAAUGGCGAGAGGAUCCUAACGGAGAGUUCAAAAGGAAAGUAGCCCGCUGUGUGAGAAAAAGUCAGGAGAUGGCAUUCGACUAGAUCUUCCCUUCACUGCAAUACUCACUUCACUGACAGAAGAGGUAGAAAUAAGCAAGAUCAGCAAUCCAUCACUCUUCAUAAAGAAAUGGAAAUUUUCUAACAGCUGUAUUUUCUCUGAAUGCAUGGUUAGAAGUUAUAGUGUGUGUGUGUGUGAGAGAGAGAGACACUUAUUUAUUUCAAUGAUGAAGUGUAAUGCAUGACCUUUUUUCCCCCCUCCUCGCCUCUGAGCCAUCGACUAUAUGCAAAGUCACUUAUGCAAUCUCCCCCCCCCCCCCCCCGACCCCCCUGAGUAUCACAAUCACUGUAGCUACAGAGAACCUCACUUCCCAAACAUCUCUCACUAAGGAGUCUCUGUGCUCCCUGCUGCCUUAAUUCAUCCUCAUGUACAGGACAGAAUCGAAUUCAGUGAUGCCAUGUCUGUCGGAAUCCUCCGGUUUUGUUUUGGACAAACCAAAAAGAAUUCCUGUUUGUGUGUAAAAAUAUUCUGCGUCUGUAAAUACCCUGUAUUAUAGCCACGUCAACCUGAUCAUCUGUCUGUUUCUCCUCCACUUCAUUUUUAUUCGUUUAUGGCGUUAAAGCCGCCAGACGUUUAUGUAGAACUCGCUCAGUUAUUGUUUUUAAAUCUUUUGUUCAUUUUCUCCUGUUUACCUUGUUAUUGCUCAAUAAAAGCAUUUUGUCUAAAAGU